This is a messenger RNA of Cuscuta europaea, 2820 nucleotides long. NCBI's taxonomy places the organism in Eukaryota, Viridiplantae, Streptophyta, Magnoliopsida, Solanales, Convolvulaceae. The record is from the annotation of a GenBank genome assembly.
GUGUCCCCAAUAAUGCAAUAACCAAAGAUUGGGAUCUGCUUAAGGUUAUCUAUAUAAUUACAUACAGGAACCUAAUAAGAGGCUACAAAGACUAUUAAUCCGGUGCGGCGGAGAAAUUGCUGAGAGAUAUUCUGGUCGUGGAUGUUUCUUGAAUUGGCGUGACCAAAGUUUGCUCCUCUGGGUGGCCAUGCGUCCUACAAUCGGAUUUUUGGCUUACCUUCUCGUCGCCUCCUCCGCGGCGGUUCUAUCCGCUUUCUACCUCCAUAACCACCACGCCUCUGGCGGCGGUUACGAAUCACCCACGGCGCCUCUUUCCUCCUACAUUAAACUUGCCUCGGAAUCCCCUCUUCGAUCCGAAGCCACAGUUUGGCCGGAGUUAAGGUUUUGCUGGAGGACGGUGUUGGCCACCGUGAUAGGGUUCUUGGGGUCGGCGUGCGGCACCGUGGGCGGCGUUGGAGGCGGCGGCAUCUUUGUCCCAAUGCUCACUUUGAUUGUUGGAUUCGAUACGAAGUCCGCAGCCGCACUUUCCAAAUGUAUGAUAAUGGGAGCAUCUGCAUCAUCGGUAUGGUACAACCUGCGAGUGCCACAUCCGUGCAGGGCAGUGCCAAUAAUAGACUAUGAUUUGGCUUUUCUGUUCCAACCAAUGCUAAUGUUGGGCAUCACUAUUGGUGUCGCUCUAAGUGUCGUCUUCCCCUAUUGGCUCAUUACCGUCCUCACCAUCAUUCUCUUCAUAGGCACAUCUUCAAGGUCAGCUUUUAAAGGGAUAGAAAUGUGGAAGGAAGAAACUAAGUUGAAGAACUCGGAAGCUGAACGUCAAACAAUCGUCAAUUCACACGGGGAACUUGAAAUUAAUACCGGAUAUGAGCCACUGGUCCCUCAGGAAGAGAGAACAGGAUUGCAAUUAAUGAUGUACAACAUGAAUGUGAAGAAAAUGCUUGUUCUAUUUCUUGUGUGGAUUUCCUUUCUGCUCCUCCAAGUGAUCAAGAACGGUGUCGUUGCGUGCAGUCAGUUGUAUUGGGUAUUGAACUUAUUGCAGUUUCCGGUUGCAUUGGGAUUAUUUGGAUGCGAAUGUGUGAAACUUUAUACAGAAAGCAAGAGCCGGAAACUCUCAGGGAACCAAGAAAUGAUAUGCGAGGCUGCCAUUGACUGGACAGCGAUGAACCUUGCUUUGUGUGCCCUUUGCGGCGUCGUAGGCGGAACUGUCGGCGGCUUAUUGGGUUCGGGCGGAGGUUUCGUUCUAGGUCCUCUACUGCUCGAGAUUGGCGUAAUGCCCCAGGUUGCAAGCGCGACAGCAACCUUUGUGAUGAUGUUCUCUUCGUCCCUAUCCGUUGUUGAGUUUUAUCUCCUAAAAAGAUUCCCUAUCCCCUUUGCUCUAUACCUCACAAGUGUGUCGGUUUUGGCGGGAUUCUGGGGCCAAUUUUUGGUAAGAAAAAUCGUGACAAUCCUAAAGAGGGCCUCAAUCAUCGUUUUCAUCCUGUCCGGCGUUAUCUUUGCCAGUGCUCUUACAAUGGGGGUCAUCGGUGUUGAGAAAAGCAUGAGUAUGAUACAGAAUCACGAGUUCAUGGGAUUCUUAGAUUUCUGUAGCAGCCAAUGAAAUCAAAGAAUGGGAGGACAUUAUUAUUAGGAGUACUUAAUUAAUAAACGGAGCAAAAAGUCUCGACAUUGGUCAAUGAGUUGUUGACCACUUCCAAAUUAAAUGCACGUAGAGGCUAUAUAUAGAUUUAUAUCCACUUGAGACCUAGGGUUAGCUAGCGCUAACACAGUGCCAUGCAAGUAGAGCAUUUCCCUGUCUAAGUUUCUUUGAUCCUCUUUUUGGUUUUUAAUCUUAAAAAAAGGAUGACAUCUCAUCUCUGAAGUUCCCGAACUUGUUGUGUUUGUUAUGUUGUUAGUGGAUGUACACUGGAGCAAUGGUGGGUUGAUCAUUAGGGCGAUGUAAAUUUUCCUAAAUUCUUUAGUAUCAUUUUUCUUAUUUUGCCCAUCGUAAUUUUAUUACUCCGUAUCAUUCUACUGCUACGUAUAGUACUCAGGUAAUUUUUCAUGCCAUCCUAAUUUGAAUUAGUCCUCUAAUUUUUUCAAUUUGUAACUGACGUUAUGUAAUUUGGAUGCAAGAAAUGUUUUUAAGUAACUUUUAAUAUUUAAUUAUUGAAAUGUCAUUUAAGAAUGCAAAUAGAAGACUUUUCUGCAAAAAAUGGGAAACAUUACUUGUGAUAACAAAAUAUUUAGGAGUAAUUGAAAACUCAUUCCUUUUAACAUCAUUCGAGAAUGUAGGACUAUGUGGAUGUAGUCUAAAUAGUUUUUAGUAAUUAUUAGUGACUAUUUAUGAUUUGAUCUUCGCAUCGAUAAAAGUUUAACGCAAAGUACAUUUUUGUAGGGGUCAUCGGUGUUGAGAAAAGCAUGAGUAUGAUACAGAAUCACGAGUUCAUGGGAUUCUUAGAUUUCUGUAGCAGCCAAUGAAAUCAAAGAAUGGGAGGACAUUAUUAUUAGGAGUACUUAAUUAAUAAACGGAGCAAAAAGUCUCGACAUUGGUCAAUGAGUUGUUGACCACUUCCAAAUUAAAUGCACGUAGAGGCUAUAUAUAGAUUUAUAUCCACUUGAGGCCUAGGGUUAGCUAGCGCUAACACAGUGCCAUGCAAGUAGAGCAUUUCCCUGUCUAAGUUUCUUUGAUCCUCUUUUUGGUUUUUAAUCUUAAAAAAAAGGAUGACAUCUCAUCUCUGAAGUUCCCGGACUUGUUGUGUUUGUUAUGUUGUUAUGUUACAUCUCAUCAUUAGGGCGAUGUAAAUUUUCCUAAAUUUUUUUAGUAUCAUUUUUCUUAUUUUGCCC